Messenger RNA from Topomyia yanbarensis, 12937 nucleotides. RefSeq lists its product as uncharacterized. The record is from RefSeq and is a predicted model, not a curated record. NCBI's taxonomy places the organism in Eukaryota, Metazoa, Arthropoda, Insecta, Diptera, Culicidae. Gene Ontology annotation, cellular component: plasma membrane; protein-containing complex. The transcript is spliced from 16 exons. Gene Ontology annotation, molecular function: calcium ion binding. Gene Ontology annotation, biological process: establishment or maintenance of epithelial cell apical/basal polarity; heterophilic cell-cell adhesion. Bases 1389 to 5651 code for a protein of 1420 amino acids.
GUUUAGUUUUGCAGAGAUUUUCGACCUUUCCGGAUGCUGAACGGGACUCGCGGGCGUAAAUCAUUCGCUGAAAACCCUGGGAUAACAUUGAAUUGUGUGAUCAUUUGAGUCGGAAAUUCCGGAUGAACAAAGUUUUGGGUAAGGGUCAUCUCUGGCCGUAGAAGUGUGUUACUAUAGUGAACCUCAGUGCGACGGGGAGUCACCUUUGUCGAAAAUAUUUGUGUUCCAUUCAAGUAUUCUGUAGAAGGUGUUGGGAGUUGGUACUACGUUCCAGACUUUCUCCCACGUUAGUCAGUCAGUGAGAAGGAAAGUUCGCAAACAAAUUGUCCUUCCUGUUGGGGAUUUCAAUGUGCACCGUGAAAGACCAUUCGCUUGGAUAUAACAAUUGCUGGCAGACCGAAACCGGAGAGCAGUGAGAGUGUAAACAUCAUUAGCCCCUGUACGGAUUGGUGGCUGUGAGCUGAUCCGGCUGAACUCUGUGCUACCAUCAGUAGCCGUCAGGCGUGGAAGCGUGGAUCAAAAUUUGAUAUUGACUGCACAAGGCUAGGCGCUGCUGGUACUGGUAGCCUAGAAACGGGACCGGGACGGAAGGUGUGAAUCAGGACUAGGGCAUAAAAAUUGCGCGUUCCGCGUAUAAACCUGGAUGGUAGAAAAAAGGGAAAAGUACCGAUAUAACUGAAUAGCGCAAUAAAUUUCAUGGUGAUAAAUAGCCUGUAGUGUGAUAAAACCUGGAAUAGGCUGCAGAGGUACAGUUGAAAGCAGAGGUCGUGAAAAAAGCGAAAAUCUAGAAAAAAGUUGGCAACCGUCAGAGCCAGAAGGAGUGAGCGUGAAAAAAUUUUCCGCUAUAAUCUCGAUAAUCUUGAUGAUUUAUAACUGCCAGGUGGUGAAUCCAUAAAAAGGAAAACAGUGGACUUUGCCACCGGUUGGAAAAGGAUUCUUCGCUCGAUCCAAAGCAGAUGGCCGGCCGGUACGAACAGCACUGAACCAGAUUCACUUCAGAGACCAUUGCCGAGACAGGAAUAAUCAAGUGUUGACCCAGACGAGGAACCGUUUCGAUGUGGAGCGUAACGAAAAGCAAUUGAAAGAAAAUUAGAAGAAUCUAGCAGUUGUGUUAGUGUAUGUGUGUGUGGCGUAGUUCUCCAGCGGAUUGAGGGCAAAAAUUGGCAAUCCAAACAUUUGCCUAGAAUUGAAUUUCCUUUUUUUUGCUGUCCCGGGAAAAAAUAACGAAACCGGAUCAAACGGAUUGUUUCUUCUGUCUACCGUUCGAGAGCGGGUGUGGAUGGAAUUUGUGCUAGCAAAAUAAUCGAAGUGAGUGCUGUGUUGGGGAAUUUGUUCGUUCGGGUAGUGAAGAACAGUAAUUCUCUCGGGAGGAUUUGAAGCGAGUGAAAAUGGUACUUUUGCUUGUGAAAAGUUGGGUUUGGCUGCUGCUUGCAGUGGCGGCGGCUGCCGAGGAGCUGGGGGGUGUUUAUUCAGAGACAUCUUCAACGGAGGAUGAGUUGUUGGUAGUUGCAACCGUUGGUAGCAGCGUCGCCAGUGCGGUCAGUGAGGACGGAAGUGUGACGGUGAAGCCAGCUAGCACCGAUAGAAGUUUUGCAAACACUGUAGCACUAGAAAUGUCGGAAAAUCCGUCUUCUACGGUUGUCAGUGGGUCGUCGAGUGCCGUUGAAAUGAAUAAUCCCACCGAAGCAACAGAGAGUUUGACGAUCGGAAUAGGGGUGGAAGAGAUUAGCAGUAGCAGCAGUGUAUCCAGUUUGUUGGAUGAUGCUGAGAUUGAAAAGAAAGCUGAUAUUGAGUUGGAGAGUGAAACUCCCGUUAUUAGUUUCGGCAUUCGGUCGUUCACGGUUGAAGUGGGUACUGGAACUGAACGGUCCAGCGACGAACCGGUACUAGUGAAUGCAACCCAACCGGAAAAUGCCACUCAACAGAACGGCGAAGGUGCAACCACUCAAGUGAUUUCCUCAAGUGAGUCUUCGAGCGUUGUUCAGUCAACGACAGCAACGUCAGCUUCAACUGGUUCCGAGGAGAGCACAACCACAACUGCCGAAGGCAACCACGCGGAAACAACAUCUGGCAGGGGGCUUAUGCAAGAAUUGACAAGCGACGGUGGUCAAACGACGGUUACCAUUAACACCAAAGUCCCCGGUGAGAAGCUUAUUAAUAUGGAUGAUGAUUCGAGCGAGGAGCAACAUUUGUCCAAUGAGAUCCGGGUGGAGAAGAAGAACGGUCUCUUUCGAAUCAAGAUAGCUGAAAUCACGACAGACGAGUUCGAUAAUGGAUUGCACGAGACUGACAACGAGAAUAUGCUGAUGCCAGCAGGCGUUGUCGCGCCUAAAUCGGUCUAUCCUAGUAAGAUUAAUAUAGACGAUUUUUAUCCUUCCAAGUUGGAAGAUUUCAAGCCUCCGGCUGGAGUGAACGGAAUAAAGCAUGAAGCAAAUGUGGGGGAGAAACUGCUGAGAGAAAAGGCAAUUCUGCGAAACGAGGAUAAUGAGAAACUUUUCGAAUCAACAAUCAUGAAACCUUCGGAAGUUUUGUCGAUAAUUGACGACAAAAUUGACAGUUCAGAUGAGAAUCGCAACGAAAACGAGAAAAAAGGGCAAGACUCCGGAGAUAUCUCUACCACCAAGAUUGAGAUUGAGCUAAUUGAUGAUACCUCAGAAACAUCAACCAAUGAUGAGGGAAAAUCUCCCAUUGAUAAUAUUACCGAGAAGCUGGAGGAGAACGAUGAAGUAAUUAGUCGGAUUGAGGAGAAUUUCAAAGGGUACAGAACUUUUGAUGUACCCGAAGAGGCGGAUCUGGAAGAGCCAACGGAGGGAAAACAGGACGAUGAAGUAAUAACGAUUGCUAUUUCUUCAGUGACAUUUUCAUCAUCUCAACAGCUGUCCACGCUGGCUCCCCCCACAUCGUCGCCCAUAUCCGGUACUACAACUCAGUUCCCGCCGACCACCGAAGAAGAAAUACCAAUUGCUGUCAGUGGCAGUGACAUUGUGAAAGAUAAUUACGGCAAUCUAUUCAUCCCCAGACGGGUAAAAAAGAAUGACCCAACCUCUUCGAAAAUAAACGUCUUUAACUCGGCCCCACUCAAGAAGAUUGAUUUUGCCAAUACAAAGUUCAACACCGACAACAGUGGUUCCCCACAUGAUCCAAACGAUGCGGGAAAGAAAGACAAACCCGAAUUCUCAACCACCAAGUUUUACAACAGUAAGGAACUGUACAGCGAGCUCCAUCAUCAGGUCAUGAACGACAGCGACCAUCGCCGUGGCGACCGAAUCUCACAAAUUCCUAAGAAAACCACAGCCAUCGUUUCCGAAAAGGACAUCCUAACGGCGAAAACUCUAUUCAAACCAAUUCAAUCAACGGUAACUGCCAAAAAGAUGCCAACAAAAUCACUCAAACCCACUACAAUCCCCGCUCGGGUCGAAUCAAUCAUCAAAAAUCAACUUCUAAAGACAAACUUCAUUCCACGCGAGAAUUCUUUGUCCACCGUGGUGCCUACCCCACUCAAAUCACGAUCUCCGGCACCCGGUGAAAGUACCUCCGUCAACCGACCGAACAAUAACAGUCACAAACCGGCUUCACCUGCGUCAGACCACCCGCAGGACCAGCAGAAGAAAAUAAAGUCACUUGGAGCGGCUGCUUCCGCCAUCAUCGCUGCCACCUCAAAGUUGACCAAAAACAAUAAGGCAGCUGCGGCACUGGCAGCGUUGAAUCGCAUUACACCUGACCCGCAGCAUCAUCAGCAAGCCAAACCGCAGCCACCGACCCCACAUUCUAGUGAAAAUUUAAUUACAAGGCCGGUCAUCACGCCUCUGUCCCGCUUGCAGGAGAAAAUCAACACACUGGACUGUGACAUCCAGCCGCUGUCACCCGACUCGAGCAUUUGGCGAGGCAACGAGACUCACGAGCUAGAACUGCCCAUCAUGACUCCAGAGGACUGCUCGGCUGGCUCCAGCUGCACACCAACGACGAUCUCGUGGGAAGGAACCGCUGACAUUCAAUCCGGUGACGUACUAAUUGUGGAGAUAGACGAUAAGCACCUAAUACCGUCCAAUUAUAACAAAUCAGUCGAAAGUGCCCAUCACGCGACGACCGCCGUCUACCAGGUGACUCGCCUUGGCCAUGAACACUGUGACAUCACCGAGGGAGUUCUGCUCGAUAUCACCCCACUGGUCGUCGAUGGAAAGAAGCUGGUCACUCUGUACGAUAAGGAUUUGACGGAGGGAAUUAAUCUGCUAAUUGUGGUCUCAGAACAAUGGGGUCAACAGUGCGUGCGUCUGAAAGUGACCGUCAAGUCGGACAAUUGCGGUGAAAAUGCUGACUGCUCUGGAAAAGGUGUAUGCUACUCCAACAAUUCAAUGGAAGGCUACGAGUGCCAGUGCUGCGGCGGUUUUGCUGGUUCUCACUGCGAGGAGAUUGACGCUUGUACCCCGUCGCCCUGCACCAACAACGGAAUUUGCGUCGAUUUGUCCCAGGGCCACGAAGGGAACGCAUAUCAGUGCCUCUGUCCGUACGGCUACACCGGCAAAAACUGCCAGUUCGAGUCGGAUCCCUGCAAUCCGUCGCAGUGUCUGAACGGAGGCACCUGCGUCGGUAACUCCACCCACUUCAGAUGCGACUGUACCUCGGGCUACACCGGACCGCUCUGUCAGCAUAAUCUCAACGAGUGCGAGUCCUCGCCCUGCGUUCACGGCAUCUGUGUGGACCAGGAGGACGGAUUUCGGUGCUUCUGUCAGCCAGGUUUCUCUGGUGAACUGUGCAACUUUGAGUACAACGAGUGCGAAUCGAACCCGUGCAUUAACGGUGGUCAGUGCAUUGACAAUAUUGGAGGAUUUUCGUGCAAAUGUACUCGCGGAUACACGGGAAAACGUUGCCACAUCAAGGUGGACUUUUGCGCCAAUGACCCGUGCCCGGACGGUCACCGAUGCAUAGAUCACGGGGACGACUUCAGCUGCGAAUGUCCAGGUGGACGCAACGGGCCAGACUGCAAUCAGGUACCCCGCACGCUGUGCAACGUAAAUCCCUGUGCCAAUGGAGGAACCUGCUGGACCACGGAGGAAUCGUUCUACUGCGCCUGCCGACCAGGGUUUACCGGUAAAAUGUGCGAAGAAAACUUCGUUAUCGACACGGUUGUUAGCUCCAGCGAGAUGCUCUCGGAUAAUUUGAGCCAGAACGGUCCGAACGGAUUGCACGGUGGUGGAGCCGGUAGCGGUGGCAACAGCAACGGUGCCCUCUACGGAGAUUCCGAAACAACUCGCCUCGGCAAACGAGGAAGCGCCAUUGAGCUGCACAACGCGUACAUCGCCGCAGGAACGUUAGGAGCCGCCAUUCUCAUAGUAGCGAUUGUGGUAACCGCAUGCCACUGUAAAGUACACCAGAGCUAUCGCCACUUCGCCACCAAGCACCGCCAGCUGAUACCGAGCUUCGGUCGGAAAGCGAAAGCAUCCUCCGCCAACCGGCACUGGCUCAGCGGCAAGGGACAGCAGGCCACGGUCGGCCACAACAAUCUGAACUACAGCUACGCUCACCAACAUCCAAACUCGUACAGCUUGCAACCGGAGCGAAUAAUCAACAAACCGCUGCCGAUGAAUUUGGAGAACGACAUGUACUACACGGUGGACUUUGGCGAAUCCCAGAAUGCGCCCUUGAUCCAGUAAAGUUCCCACGUGUCGUAACCGCCCCUCUUCCGAACCAGUGGACACGGAAUGGGGUUGGUGCCGGAAAGGAAAACGGUUCGUCAGCCGCCGCCCGCAGUUUGAUUAUCGUUUCUAAUUUAAUCAUUCAGUUUGCUCUGGCGUUUAUCUAUUAGGAUAAUUAUAAAAUGAUCUAAGGUUACGUGAACAUGAUGUACUUUAUUGACUAGUCAAAAAUAAAAAAAAAAUACAUGCAAACCAAAGAUUUAAGCUGGACAGGAGUCGACAUCGAAGAGUGAGUAAAUGGGAUGCCAACACAUUUACAGAAGAUAAGAAAAACCGAACUCACGUAAAUUAUUAAGAUGAAAUUUUUCUGAAGAACUAGAGCUGAAAUUUUGAUUUUUGAACUAGAGGAAAAAAGCCUUUGACAGCUGAUCUGCACAAUGAAAACGCAACAAGGAAGCAACAAUUGCAAAAGAAAGAAUUACUUAGCCCAAUCAUGCUGUGCCCCUGUCCAUUGCCCUAUCAACUUUUUCUCCACUAAAACACAAUGGAAAAUUGAUUUUCUUAUUCUCCAUCCGUGUGCCACUGCAGAUGACCAAUUUUCCUUUUCUCUGCAUCACAAAGCUGUCCACCCAAGCAAGGCAGCAGUUGAGAAAAUCUGUUGAUUGGAUUCAUCGGCUGCCGGCGUGCGCAAUUCGAAAACCAUGCAGUCGGAAAUUAAAGAUUACUAUCGUUUGUCUGCCUGCCUUCGUGAUUGCCAUCCGUUACCUACAGAGCUACUGUCGUGUUUUUUCUCUGUUUCUCUUUUUUUUUUGAAAAUCAUCCCGCCUCCCCUAACCAAUCACAAAAACCGCCGGUGUGCCUGUUGUGCGAAAGCUUCCCUUCCCGGCAGGCGAUUGAGAUUGAGUGAGAAACCGUGGGAACGGAACGAAAGGGGACAUUUUCUUUUUUUUAUAUCCGCAGAACCUUAUUAUACUGGUCUUGCAAAGCGUGACCUAUAGACGAACAGAAAAGAAUUUGGUCCCGGGUUUUGCAGCCCUAUCGGUGCCAUUUGAUCUCUUUAAUCUAUUGUUGUUGCGUUGGGGAAGGCAAGGGGGUAAAGAUGCUAUUCACUGAAAACGUGCAAGGGUUUAUCGCGAAAUUGACUAACUUCAUCUGCUCAUGGGUUCCGGUUUAUUUUAAUAUGGGACAGGGUGCCAUAUGGAAAGAGUUAUUGCUAUUGUCAGUAGGAAGAAGCGAUCACUUGAUAGUUUUCAAUCUACAAACUACCACGCGUUUCCUUCAAAGCAUUUAAACUCGUUUCUAAAAUAUUGUAAUAACCGGAUCUGCGUAGCUUCAUAUUGAAAUUGAGACUAUAAACUAGCACAUAUUCGGAAAUUAGGCUUCCGACUAAAACCUCUCCAAAAGUCCGGGAGAACGGAGUGGAUCGAAUAAAAGAAAAAAAAGGAAAGCUUACAGUUUCAGCGAGAGAUACGUGUGUAGAGUCGUGUUUCGAUUCAACGAAGCAUAGCAUAGCUCGAAUUUGUGAAUAAAGAAGGAAGAGCUGCGGUGGGGCACAGCCAUGAUAUAGGCAAAAGCACUAGUAGUAUUAUGAACUUGCUGAAAACAUCAAGAGCGACUCCGGGUGUGCUUAAUCCGAUUAUGUUCUCAACGCAUGUGUGGGUUCAGAGAAUAAACGCGAUCAAAUUACGUGAAGGCUGCUCGCCUGAAGCGGCACUAGAUGUGCGAGUGGUGAAACCAGAAAAAGCAUAAUAAUAAGAUUUUAUAUCCCAGGUUGAAAAUGUUCGUUGUUUAUAAUUGAGAUGAUAAAAAUUCGAUUUCCGUUCGAUUUCGUUUUAUUUCCCGCGUGUGCGACGAGUUGGAUGGAAGCUCGCUCGCAAAUGUCACAGAGAAAAGAAUAGUAGUAAUUUAAAAAAUAAUAAAAAGUUAUUUGAAGUAAGUAUAUUCUAUAUCGAACGAGGGAAAGCUUUUUUUGUGCAUCAUUGCAGGGUCAUCAGAGCAGACACUAUUGAUUUUUAACGAAUCGAACAAAACUAUCUCACAACCAAGACUACCACCGUUUUGGAGUAAACGAAAAGAGCAGCUGUGCGUGGGCUGGUUGAGAAGUUAAGCAUAGAAUAAGAUUAAAUGAAACUUGUGCCAAACCAAUUUUUAAAGUUGAAGCUAUCGAUACAGAACAGGAGAUACAUUUUUUUUUAUUUUAACACUGAAUAGAGCUACCACUAAUCAGAAUCUUGUAGUUGCGUAGAAAUCACAUAAAAUAAUCAGUGACUUGUAGUAUUGCUCGAUAACUAUGAAUCCAUUCACUACAGAUCGAUAAUCAUUCUAGUCAAAUUUAUUUUCUUACAUCUUAUUAAAAAAAACGCGUCUACAGUAGCAAGACGGUUUAGUGCACCGUUUCCAAUUCAGCUCAUGCUUAUUUUGUAUAGUGUUUCAAUACCUGCUAAAGUAGUAAAUUAGACUAUAAAUCAAACCCAGAAGCUAAAAUGACAGAACAAUAAAUUUCAGCGGUUCUACCGUACUUUUAAUCUUCCACUUCUAUCGUAGCUGGUAGAGUUUAACAAUUCUUCAAUUCCUUACCGAGCAAGAACAAAUUGUAGCGAAACCGCUUGAACAGAAGAUUUCAGUCUCCCAGAACCGGCGGAUUAGCCCAGUAAGGAAUGGACAAAAGAGAAUAAACGACUAAUCAAAACUGUACCAGAUAAUGCCAAAGCGCUUCAGAGCGAGAAAGUAACAGCUUACCCUCGACGAUAUCCGUAACAAUAAAGGGAUAAAAGUAUAAAAAAGAAAAGAACAGCUCACCAAGACAAAGAAACUACCUACAAAACGGAAAAUUGUUGCCAAAACACACCCCCGCCGGGUUCACCGGACAGUUUAAACAUUAAUACAAACAAACACACUCAAUGCCGUUCUUUGACUUAGCUCAGUUUGGAUGGAGAACGGGGGGAAAAAAAGUUGCGUCUGUGGUUUCGAUAACGAGCGAGAACAUGAAAACAAGCUGUCGCUGCAACGAAAGAAGGCAAAAAAACCCGAUAACACCUACAACAACAAUAACAUCAGCAAGUCCUGGUAUAUAAACGAUUGAACUCUUUUGGUGUUGGUGCGGAAAAACCUUGUUUUCCCGGGGGCCAACGAAAAAAAAAGUUCCACUCGAAUAUUUUUAAUCGCUCCAAUGCGGGGGGACAUGCGACGCAUAUUGGAACACCCACAUCAAUUAAUAGGGAACAAAAGGGUUGAGGGUUACUUGAAAAUAACGCCAACAGGGACUGGUACUAGUUUGGGGUCACUUUCGGUUUAGUGAAAUUUUAUAAUUUGUCGUUUUUUGUUUGUAAACGCAUUUCGAUGGGUGAAAAUUCCUGUGAUGAAAGGCAAAUGGAAUAUAAAAUAGACUAUUUUCGUAAGGAACUGGAAAGAUUCACGAAAACUAAAUCCAGGAAACAAAUCUUUCUUAUAUCAUAUAUGAUCCUUUUACAAAAAUACUUGCAAAUCCUGAUGAGCGGCCUUAUGAUAGUUAGCCAGGAUUGGUGUCCUGAGACUUCGAGUAAAAUGCUUUUUUUGUCCUGGUUUUUCUCCUCUAAGUUAAAAAACAAAUUUGACGUAGGACUACGUCUUUGUUUUCGAUAUGCAGGUGCACUUUGCAAAUUCAACAAAAAUGUAAUGAAAAAUGGUCAGGUUUUAAACGCUUAUAAUUCAUCCAUCUCACGAUAAAUUUUCAAUUUUUUGUGCAUAUCGCUCAGAAAGAUUCGAGUGUGUAUCUUCGUCGCGAGCGGUUUUCAUUAUUUUCGGCACAGUUUACUGCCUCCCGGUUAACGAAAGUGUGAAUAACGGCGCAAUUUAACGAUUACACAAAGUGAAGUGGCAUUUAAAAAGCAUUUUUGGGCAUAUUUUCGACUGAGGAAAAUGAAAAAAAAAUCUUUUCCUCGCAUUACGGGCCGUCGAUUCCCGAUACAAGGAAAAUAAAAGUUAUAAAAACACGGUGUACAUUCUAAAAAUAGUGAAAAAUGGAUUUUCAGAGAAAAAAAAUUCGAUCCGAAAAAUGAAAAAAUACGGCAAUAAGAAAAAUUGGCAUAUUCAAAUAAUUGGCGUUUCACCAGCGACUAGCGACAACCAGGUGUCGCACCAAAAUUCUUCGUUUGAAAAAUAAGGGCAAACCAGCCGGUCGGUGCUCAGCUAAUUUCGUCCGCGUCCCUUGUCACCUAUUUUUUAUUGGGUGUUUCAACGGCGGUGCUAUCUUUGAAAAUAAGGCACCUCGGAUACCCGCAUAAAUCUGUACCAUAUACCAACCAUUGCAUUAAACGUCUCAAAACCGUUUUCAAUAUGGUUCGUUCAACAAUAGAUUAACCAUUGCCUGGUAUAGUAUCGAACAUAACCAGUGUCGUUUUUCCUGACUCGACCAUACAAAUAACGGGUAGUUAAGAACGUUCACCAUAUCAAAAUGUUCUGUUUUUCAUAUACAUUUUGACAACAUACCAUUCAAGAACCAUACAGGAUAUGGUGACAUGAAUAUUUUAGAUCUAGCGGUGCAUAAAAUAUUUGGUGGAGAAAAAAGAACUCUAACUCCUUCAUAUUUCAAUUAUAUCGAUUGAUGAAAUUUUAUUUUGUUACACGUCAUCUUUUGAAGAAAGCUUCGUUGACACUAAGUGGACUGACGCUUUAUCCAAUUGAGCUAUCGCCAUAUUAUUGGAAGACGAGGAUUUUUAAUCAUGUUAAACUACAGAUUUUUGGAGUAGCGUAAAUAGAUAUACGAAAAACACAGACAACCUAGAGCAGUAUUAACCUCUGGCGCCAAAGGACAAUGUAGUAUACAAAUCUCCAAUAUAGGAUACACGGAAGGUAUUGGAAAUGGUAACUGAAAUGGAUAUGGUAGUAUAACAGUUCAAUUAUAAUGGUGAAAUGUAUCAGUAGUUUGGAAAUGGUUUCGAAGAUUUCUGGAAUGGUAUUUAUUUAUACGGGUAUUCAACUGUUUUUUUUUUGCUUUCUUAGUUUACUGCAAAUGAGUAAAGGCUUUGAUUCCUUUAUAUUCGGGAUUGCAGAUAUUUUGUCGCAUGUAAAUUUUGGGUGUUCGUUGAUGUGAUGGAGGGGGGGAACUGUAUUCGCCGAUCGGCCAACUUUUCUUUGGAAUGAUCAAACUAAUUUCUAUGUUUGUUUACGGUUUGUUUUAUCAACGGGGGAACUGAUCCACAGAGCAUUCAAUGUGCUUAGGGAAAACACAUGACCUUGUUUGAGUGGAAUGUUGACAUCAAUCAGGAAAAAGAUUUGAAAAUUGACAAUUCGCGAGAGGGAUCGGGGACCGGUUAGCAAUUACCUUCAGCUAUGUAAGCACGAGGAAUAAGUGUUUUGCUUCCAUGUUUAUUGGUUUGCUUUCAAUUCUAUCUCAUGCCCCCACGUGAGUCUAGGUCUAUUGAUGACUUUUGGUCGUUGGACCGGCGACGACUGGGUGCUGUCGGCUUUCUGCCGAUGGUGGCAGAGUGAGAGGAUGCGAGCGGAUCUAGCCGAGAAGACAAUGCCGCAAAAAUGAAUAGUUGUUCGGAGGUCGGCUCCAGUGAGACUUUGAUUUGACUGGUAUCGAUGAUCGCGGGUCGAUACGUACUGGAAGUUCGCCGCGUCUGUUUUCAUGAAUCUAGUUGCAAGUUCCGUUGUUGGUGACAGGCCCGUGCAUCGGGUUGGCGAUCCUCUAUGUUUCCCUCCAAUGUUCGAUAUAGUCGUUCGUAUGCGUGUGCUUCACAAGCAGUCCGAUGUGGAAGGUGGGAGGUGCUUUCGUUGAUUUGAAACAUCUCGAGCUGUCAUAGCUCUUUAUCUGUAUUGUGUGUUAUCACUCGGUGGUUUGCAACCCAACGAUAAAUCGUAGAGAGGGAAUGGCGAAGUUAAUCUGAGUGGUGUCGCAAUAAAUAGUGAUCCGGCCCAUUGCGCGGAUGGGAUUGGCUUUUCUGGGCAAUACUCCCACGGUCGGCUGUGUGGAGUUGGGAUUGCUUUUGUUUGGAAAACAUGGGAUACUCUCGGUGGCCGGCUGCUCAGAGUUUGGAAAGGACUAAAAACUAAAGGGGAUCUUCUUUUUCGAGCGGUCGUGUUCUCGAGGACUAGCUAAACUACUACCUGGUAAACUAUGCUUUACGGGUCGCAUCGCUUGCUUGGAGCGAAUCCUAGACCCCGUACCCUUCCAGACCGCCAACUCCGCGACACCUAUGGAAGAGUCUGAUGAACCUUCUGUAUAAGAUUCUGCAUUUUAUUCAAACGUUCGCCGGGUAAAAUCAGCAACGACACGAUUGAAACCACGAAAAAAUUCGUCACGUGAUUGAAUAUUAUUAAAAACCUGUUUUAAUCCACCUAGAGGUGCAAUUGUGCCUUUCUCAUUUCUCCAAACUAUGAUUUAAUAGCUGGUUCGUACAAUAUAACAUUAUGGAAAUGUCUUUCAUUCUUAUUACACUUGGUAAGUAUAUAUAAGAGCUCCUUUUUGCAUUCAUCGCGGUAUCGGUUUGAAUCGGAGUUUUCUAUGUGAUCGCACUCCACAACCCGUAACUACGUAGCCGGAUGGAGAUGGAAUUUAAUAUCAGUUUCCGGGGACGCAACACCUUUCAUUUGAGACUAAGUUGAUAAAAUCGGUCUUGCCAUUUUCGAGAAACCAAUAUAAGCGUUAUUCUGAAUUUGGAUGCUUCCGGAUCCGUCGAUGGUGGCCAGUGUGGCCAAAGAGACUUUGAAUGACUGUUGGUGACCUAGAUCUACAAAUUCAACAGUUGUGUUUACAUUUACGAUGUGGACAAAUCAACAAAUUUUGUUUUGUAGCCACACUCUUCAACUCGUAAUCCAGAACAAGAUGUCGGUUGAAAAUGAAAUUCAAUAGCAACCUAUGGGAAUAUUAUACCUUUCAUUUGAAUCUUAGUUUGUAAAAAUCGGUUCAGCCAUCUCCGAGAAACCGAUGUGGACAUUUUGUUAACAAAUCCGCACAUACACACAUACAUACAUACAUACAUACAUACAUACACACAUACAUACACACAGAUAUUUUGCGAUCUCGGCGAACUGAGUCGAAUGUUAUAUGAGACUCGGCCCUCCGGUCCUCGGUUAGAAAGUGGGUUUUUGGAGCAAUUGCAUAACGUUUCUAUAUGAGAAAGGCAAAAGAAUAAUAAUUAAUUAGCUUAAUCAGCAUGAGCUCAAUGUUAUCUUCAUGUGAUUAUAUUAUGAAAUGUUGGUGGAAUGGGUUUGAAAGUGGAGGGAAUGGGGGGUUAGUAGAGUGGGAGUGGAGGAUGCGUCAGAAAUCCUUCAUCUUAUUUCGGUAUACGGGGUGGAUGAAGGAAAUGCGGGCGUGAGAG